Molecule: messenger RNA, 924 nt
Organism: Papaver somniferum (opium poppy)
Lineage: Eukaryota; Viridiplantae; Streptophyta; Magnoliopsida; Ranunculales; Papaveraceae
Exons: 1
Coding region: 1-924 (307 amino acids)
Molecular function (GO): zinc ion binding
Source: RefSeq, a predicted model, not a curated record
AUGAAAGGGAAUAUUCCGGUUCCAAAGGGCAAGAGCAGGCAAACUGCUGUGAAGUUGUUUGAAAAGUGCUACACUGCCUUAACAAAGGAGAAGUUUUAUGUUGCUGCCAAGAGUAUGAGCAAUCUCAAGCUUGAUUCAAUGAUUGAUUGGAUGGUAAAGAUUCCAUUCCAGAACUGGGCAGUUCAUGCUUUUCAAGGAGAAAGAUUUGGUGCAAACACAUCGAACUUUGCUGAGAGUUUUAAUAGUGUGAUUAAGCAUGAUAAGCGGCUUCCAGCACUUGAGCUUGUGGAUUGUAUUCGUGCUAAGGUAAUGGUGCAAAACUACAAGAGUUUGGUGGAUUCUAGUAAGUGGACUUCAAGGAUCACUCCCCGGAUGCAAGCUAGGCUCAACAAGAGGGUAACCGACUGCCAUUUCUUCAAGUUUCGAAGAUCAAGUGAUAAAGUCUUUGAAAUAAUUUCUCCUACUGGAAAGCACACGGUCGACUUGGAUGCUAGGACUUGCACUUGCAAUUGGUGGGAUAAGCAUAGUUUCCCUUGCACCCAUUCGAUGAAAGCUAUGUUGCAGAUUGGGCCAGAUGAACCUUAUAAGUACAUUAUUCUGUAUUAUACCACCAAGUACUAUAGAGGUUUGUAUGCUCGUCCUAUCUAUCCUAUCCCCGAUAGUGAGAGGCCGCCUAAAAUUAGUGAGGAAGGUUAUGUUUUGCCUCCCAAUGGUGGUCGAGAGUCAGCUGGAAGGAAAACUACUUCAAGGUACAGGGGUUCUCGAGAGAAAGUUCGCAAGAAAAGGAAGUGUGGUCAGUGUGGGAGACUUGGCUUCCACAACCAUCAUAGAUGUCGCAGAGCUCCUUUGGCUCCUAGUGCACCAGUGUUUCGCAGGGAGUCUAAUUCGAGGAUAAUCAACUUUUUGAGGAGGAUGUUGUUCUGA